GCCAAAGGCCCAAUCAUCAAAGGAGAUCCGGAAGGGAUCCUUCAUUCUGAUCCAAAACCCUAAAACCCUCACUCACAUGAUGAACCCUCCACCGGCGAAACCCGCUCCUCCGGGAGGAGACACGACCCUGAAGGGAGAAUGCGGCAACUGCGGCUGGAAGGAGCGUCGGCUCCUCCACUGGCUCUGGAUUCGCGGCAUGAACCGCUUGGUGUGUACCUCCUGCGUCCUCCGCCUCCACCCCUCCUUCUUCUGCCCCUCCUGCUUCGACUUCUUCGACCACCCUCUCUCCAACACCUCCUCCGCCUUCGCCCACCGCUUCGUCUCCUGCACCAAGUGCUCCUCCCUCACCCACCUCUCCUGCCUCCCUUCCCCUCCCCCCUCUCCCUUCCUCUGCCCCCCCUGCUCCCAACACAACUUCUCCUUCUUCCCCGAUUCCACCGCCCCCUUAGAUAAACGCCGCGCCCUCAUCCUCCUCUGCGCCUGCAAGCUCGCCGCGGCCUCCGUCGCUAAAUCCCUCGCCCUCGCCCGGACCAGAGUCGAACGCACCGUCCGCGAGGCCGCCCUCGCCAGAAAGAGGGCCCGGGACGCUCUCGACCAUUGCUCCACCGUGGAGAAGAUCAAGCGCCUCGGCCUCCUAGGCACCUUCGAUGCUUCUAACUCUAAGUAUUUGGGAAUGGGAACGAUGAAUCAUAACCAUAAUAAUGUUACUGUUUUGAAUGGCUUCGUGGGACCUCAGGGCAAGGUUAAGGCUGAUGUCAACAACAUUGAUGCCUAAUUGCCCAAUCGAGUAGCGUAGUUCAUCUAACAUUUUGCUCUGGAAAAACCAUUCGGAUUUCUCAAGGCAGAGGAAGAGACUGACUGUGUUCUGGACUUGUUAUUGCGGUGGGAUUUUGAGUAAGAACACAUCUCACUAGUUUUUUUUUUUCUCUCAAAGCAUACGGUUGAUUCGUUUCAUUAUCCAUUCCUUUAUUCCCUUGUAAAGCCCGCGUACCAUUGUGAUUAUGCAAUUCUAUUUCAUUUUAAGUGCCCCCGGCUGUAAUUAAGUCAUGCAAAAAAUUUUCCCCAUUAGUGAGUAUCAUUUUUUUUUUUUAGUCCAUUUUCUUUUUAGUUUCUAUAUUAGGUGACUGAUGGUGACAGACUCCUCACAUUGACUUUGGAUAUCUUGGAUUCAUUAGCUAUCAAUUUUGGAAUUGAUUGGAUUUGGGAAUUCUUUUUCAUUGGGGAGAUUUUAGUUUAGACUUGGGCCAUAGCAAAUUUCACGUUUGAGAACUGGUUAGUAGUUUGCUAGAGUUGCUGUUUGCAGCAGAAGAAAUUUAAAUAUAUUUUGUAUUCAAUUUAAUGUCAGGUUUAUGUUUCUGCUUACCCAGCUAUUGUGUUUGCUGGGAGUAGGGCAUGCCUUAACAAACUGUUGAAGAUCAACAGUUUCUCUCCGUUGGCUCUUGAUGUUCCGUUUUAAUUCUCAUGGUAAAAAUUAUCGCGUGACCUUGUCGGCCCUUUUCUUUUUUUGAUAAGCUUAAAUUUUAUUGAAUUAAGAGUGCUAGUGGAUGAAGCAUUAGGGAUGCUCAGUCAAGCACCAAAAAUGGAAGUACAGAACAUGGGAAAUUCUGCAUAUUAUGAAAACUAAAAGCAAAACACGAAAACAUCCACCAAAUGCCUUGAGCAAAGUGGCCUUACAUCUAGACAAAUACCAUUUGAAAUGGCCAAAACAAAAGAUCAUAUUUCCUUGGCUUAUAUAGUCCCCUUCCACAAAGUUACUAAGUCCAAAUCUAAUAUGUUAUACUUCCCACAGAUCAUGGCCUCCAGCUGGAGAAUACAAAAUCAGCACACGGAAAACAUGAUUUGAGUUUUGUAUGGAAAAAUCCUGACACGUGCCCUUGUUAGUCUUUCAGGGCAAUCUGAAGUUUACGUUCUUUUGAGGCAGCUUAAUAUGUAUGUAUGCACUGCAUGAAUUGGGGAUGUCAUGCUGUUAUUUGUGUUGCUUUCUCUUCAGACUGACUCUUGAAUAUUUUGUGGAGUGGUGAUGGUCACAUUGUGCUCAUAUUCUGCUGCUAGCAUCACAGUAGAACAGCCUCUUUUUCUCUAUUUUUCUUGUGCAGGUCGCAUUUUACUUGGGGUGGAAAGGGAGGUUAUUUAAAUCUGCUUAGGUUCCUAGAUAAAUUAUUAUCACGAGAUUCACGAGUAUUAUGUUCCACAGACAAUUUAAGAUGCUAUUUUGUCUGUCAUUUUGGAUUGAGUAGACAUAUUAUGUUGUGAAUGGUAAUGAGCAAUACAUGAAUCCUUCUAUGUCUAUUGAGUAUUGAUGGUUGAUAUCAUUGAUAAAGAGCGUUCAGCACUUAAGGUGUGGGGAGGUGGAAGCUACUUUAAAAAAUACAUGGUUUAUCUUAUUUCAGAAGUUGUAACAUUAGAGGAACUCUUCAAUUGUACAUAUUAGUAAUUCUUGUAUAGUCUUGACUAGGUCCGGCAUUAUGGAAAUCAAAUCAGAAUACGGUCUUAAA
This is a messenger RNA of Glycine soja, 2495 nucleotides long. RefSeq lists its product as uncharacterized. NCBI's taxonomy places the organism in Eukaryota, Viridiplantae, Streptophyta, Magnoliopsida, Fabales, Fabaceae. The record is from RefSeq and is a predicted model, not a curated record. The transcript is spliced from 2 exons. Bases 77 to 775 code for a protein of 232 amino acids.